AUGAAAGUCUCCGCACGAGUCCGGGGAGAAUGGUUAGCCAUUCCAUGCUUGGACGCCACGAAGAGCGUCGCAUGGCUGGGUGAGGAAGCACUUCGAAGGUAUGCCAAACUGCAGCCAGCGGCCUACACCGGAAAGGAAGAAAAAGUUUUCGAGGUUCGGAAAACGAAGGGAGGCGCGCUUCUAGACAACGAGGACCUUCUGCAGAAUAUCCUUGAUGACAAUGACUUCGUCUCCGUCGUCCUGGAAUCCGACCGUCCAUCACCGAUCUUAGGGUCACAGGAAUUGAACUAUGUUCCGGAGAUGGUACCAGGGGUUUACAAGUCACCAACGCAAGAGCUCACCCUGGAUGGGAAUAAUCUCACGCCUGAAGAACUCAUCGGAUUGGGUCAGGGCAAAUACAAAAUCAGGUUAUCGCACGACUCAACAGUCCGAGUCACAGAGGCGCGAAAAAUGCUGGAGCAGAUUCUCGAUGAGAACAAAGUGGCUUACGGGAUCAAUACUGGUUUCGGAAAAUUCGCCCGUGUCGUGAUUCCAGAAGACAAGCUUGUGGAGCUGCAACUCAAUCUGGUCCGUUCUCACGCAGCCGGCGUCGGUCCACCUUUGUCACCAGAGAAGACGAGAAUGCUGCUUGCUCUGAGGAUCAAUGUUCUUGCAAAAGGCUACUCCGGAGUAUCUUUGCCAACCUUACAACAACUCUUGGACGCAUUCAAUGCGAACUGUCUAUCCUGGGUUCCCGAACAGGGCAGCGUAGGAGCGAGUGGAGAUCUGGCGCCACUAUCCCAUCUGGCAUUGGGCUUGAUCGGUGAAGGUCGCAUGUGGAGUCCUGAAACAGGCUGGGCAGAGGCGAAAUACGUACUCGAAGCGCAUAAUCUUAAACCAAUACAGCUGAAACCAAAAGAGGGCAUCUGCAUGUUGAACGGAACUCAACUCAUCACAUCUAUCGGCGCCGAAGCUCUCGAACGGGCUUCGAACAUCUGCAAGCAAGCCGACGUCAUCUGCGCUCUGACGCUUGAAGUUCUGAAAGGAACCACGCGAGCUUUCGACGGCGACAUACAGAAAAUUCGACCCCAUUGGGGGCAAGCGUUGGUGGCAAAACGACUCCGCGCUCUCCUUCACUCGGAAUUGCAUCCGUCAGACAUAGCGCAGUCUCACCGUUUCUGCAAUCGCGUCCAAGAUGCCUACACCAUGCGAUGCUGCCCCCAGGUUCACGGAAUCGUUCACGACACAAUCGAUUUCGUGAGACGCAUCAUAACGACAGAGAUGAACAGCGCGACGGAUAAUCCGCUAGUCUUCGUGGAACGCAACGAAAUUAUAUCUGGUGGGAAUUUCCACGGUGAAUAUCCUGCGAAAGCUCUCGACUACCUUGCGAUAGCUGUACACGAAUUGGCCUCGAUGUCCGAACGCAGAACCGAACGACUAGUGAACCCAGCCCUCUCGGAGCUCCCAGCGUUCCUGGUGGAAGACGGGGGUCUGAACUCCGGAUUCAUGUUGGCCCACUGUACAGCUGCUUCGCUGGUCGCUGAAAAUAAAGUGCUCUGUCAUCCGGCUUCCAUCGACUCCAUACCGACGAGCGCAGGGACCGAAGACCACGUAUCGAUGGGUGGAAUGGCCGCUCGGAAAGCAUUGAAGGUAGUUGAGAACGUGGAACAUGUCCUAGCGAUCGAACUGUUGGCGGCGUGCCAGGCCAUUGAAUUCCUCCGUCCGCUGAAAACAACAGCCCCGCUGGAAGCCGUCUACGGCCUCGUCAGGAUUGUAGCCAAGCCUUGGGAUAAAGACCGAUUCAUGGCACCCGAUAUAGACAGCGUCACAACUUUGCUCAAGGAACAAAGAGUUUGGGAUGUAGUCAAGCCGUAUCUCGAUAAGUUUGCACUGGUUCAGGAGGUGGAGACUAGGAUGCCUUCGCCAACCUCGUCCCAACGAGCUCUCAAACGUGCGCGUCAACAACAUACGUCGAGAUCAAAACGGGUGGCGACCGCUGCUCCGAGCAACUCCGACGACGACUUCUGAACAGAGAAUAAACGCGGGACGGAUCGACCACGACACUCUUCGAUCCAUUA
Galendromus occidentalis (western predatory mite) is the source of this 2057-nucleotide messenger RNA. RefSeq names its product histidine ammonia-lyase. Gene Ontology annotation, biological process: L-histidine catabolic process. Gene Ontology annotation, molecular function: histidine ammonia-lyase activity. Gene Ontology annotation, cellular component: cytoplasm. NCBI's taxonomy places the organism in Eukaryota, Metazoa, Arthropoda, Arachnida, Mesostigmata, Phytoseiidae. The transcript is spliced from 18 exons. Bases 1 to 2007 code for a protein of 668 amino acids. The record is from RefSeq and is a predicted model, not a curated record.